Molecule: messenger RNA, 1253 nt
Organism: Actinia tenebrosa (Australian red waratah sea anemone)
Lineage: Eukaryota; Metazoa; Cnidaria; Anthozoa; Actiniaria; Actiniidae
Product: tubulin--tyrosine ligase-like
Biological process (GO): microtubule cytoskeleton organization; protein modification process
Cellular component (GO): spindle microtubule
Molecular function (GO): tubulin-tyrosine ligase activity
Source: RefSeq, a predicted model, not a curated record
UGUAUAUYUUAUUUAUAUUUUAUUAUAAUGUAUAAAUUUGUAAAUAGAGAUGAAGGCAGUUCAGUUUAUACAGCUGUUGGUGAAAUAUUGCUUGGUCGUCAUGGAGGCCAGUGGGCUCGUGUUGCCAAGGACAGCGAAAGAUUCAACCUUAUUCUCGCGGAAAGAAAUCGUCCGCCAUAUACAAGACUUGGGCAUCACCCUGGCCUUACCCAAGCUAUUAACUAUUACAGAGGUUCUUCGAAGUUACUUUGUCGAAAAGCUUCCUUAGUUCGUACAGUAAGAUCAAUAAGCGAAGCAAACGGCUUGUCCCCAUACAGAUGGAUGCCAUUAACCUUCAUUAUAGUACCAACCAAUAUGACUAAAUCAAUGGAGAAUGAGAAGACGAAGCGAUCAACAUCUUGUAAGGACGAAAGAGAACUUUUCCUGGAGACCUUCAAAUCGUGGGAACCCUGUGGAAAAAAUAUAUGGAUCGGGAAAUCAACGGCAGGCGCGAAGGGAGAAAAUAUUUUUCUAACUUCCGAAGCAAACGAAAUGUUAAAGUUGAUUGAUGGAGAAAGACAAGCUUAUGUUGUACAAAAAUACAUCGAGGAUCCUUUACUUCUGGACGGUGGAAGAAAGUUUGACGUCAGGGUCUGGGUGUUGUUGGAUCACCUGUACAGUAUUCAUGUGUUCAGUGAAGGAAUACUAAGGACUUCCUCUGAGCCUUACGAUGUAGAGAACUUGGCUAACAUGACCAGUUAUUUGACCAAUCACUGUGUGCAGGAAUCUCAAUCUCGUAACUUUGGUAAAUUCGAAAAAGGAAACGAAAUGUUUUUCAGUGAAUUUUCAAGUUUUCUUAAAAAACGGUACGAUGUAGAUUUCAAAGAAAAGAUUUUAACUCAGUUUUACGCAAUUAUCAAGGAGUGUCUUCUGGGAAUAAAAGAGGAAAUAAGCACUGUUGGAUUGUCUUACGACAGUUUCCAGCUGUUUGGCUUUGAUUUCAUGAUUGACAGACAGUUCAAAGUUUGGUUACUGGAAAUCAACGGCGCUCCUGCCUCAGCAAGUGAUCUGCUCCAAUCAAUGGCCAUUGAGAUCGUUGCUACUGCUAUUGAUCCGAUUUUCCCGCCCUCGAGGAUCAACAAAGACCAAUCAACAGAAACUAAUAGUUAUAUGAAUGGCUUUUUUAUUAAUAUAAGUGACGAUUAGUUUAUAGUUAUAUAUUGUCUUAAUUUUUAACACCUGACCAAACUAAUUCUAAAUUAAACAAACUAAAA